CUGAGGGCACCGACUGGUGUGCGAGUCGCGGCGCGCCAAGUUCUGGGUUCCGGACUCUCACGCAGGUGUCACGUGGCGGGCACACUGUCGGGCGCGGGUCAGCGGGUCUCCGAGUGGCAGCGGCGGCAGCAGCGUGGGGCCUCGGGGUCGCCCGGCCGGUGUGCGGGACACCGCUCCGAUAGGUGGGCGGCUUUGGGUGCCAGGACCUUGGUGUGCCCAACGCUCUCGGGACGCUUUGUUGUGUGCGCCUUUCCGCCCCGCUUCCCCCGGCGGCUCUGAGAAGCCGGAAAAGGCAACCUUGAACCGGUGCAAUGACAGCUCAAGUCAACGGGGCUCACAAGGAUGCUGACCUGUGGUCCUCGCAUGAGAAGAUGCUGGCACAGCCCCUCAAAGACUGCGACACCGAGGUUUACGACAUCAUCAAGAAGGAGAGUAACCGGCAGAGGGUUGGGCUGGAGCUGAUCGCCUCAGAGAAUUUCGCCAGCCGGGCAGUUCUGGAGGCUCUGGGCUCUUGCUUAAAUAACAAGUACUCUGAAGGGUACCCAGGGCAGAGGUAUUAUGGCGGGACCGAGUUCAUCGAUGAGCUGGAGAUCCUCUGUCAGAAGCGGGCGCUACAGGUCUAUGGUCUGGACCCCCAAUGCUGGGGGGUCAAUGUCCAGCCCUACUCAGGCUCCCCGGCAAACUUCGCCGUGUAUACCGCGCUGGUGGAACCCCACGGGCGCAUCAUGGGCCUGGACCUGCCCGACGGGGGCCACCUGACCCACGGGUUCAUGACAGACAAGAAGAAAAUCUCUGCUACGUCCAUCUUUUUUGAAUCUAUGCCCUAUAAGGUGAACCCGGACACUGGCUACAUCAACUAUGACCAACUGGAGGAAAAUGCCCGCCUCUUCCACCCGAAGCUGAUUAUUGCAGGGACCAGCUGCUACUCCCGAAACCUGGAUUAUGCUCGACUGAGGAGGAUCGCAGACGACAACGGGGCCUAUCUCAUGGCCGACAUGGCGCACAUCAGCGGGCUGGUGGCUGCCGGCGUGGUGCCUUCCCCCUUUGAGCACUGCCACGUGGUGUCCACCACCACCCACAAAACCCUGCGAGGCUGCCGCGCCGGCAUGAUCUUCUACAGGAGAGGAGUGCGCAGCGUGGAUCCCAAGACCGGCAAAGAGACACUGUACAACCUGGAGUCGCUCAUCAACUCUGCCGUGUUCCCGGGCCUGCAGGGAGGUCCCCACAACCACGCCAUUGCUGGGGUCGCCGUGGCCCUGAAACAAGCCAUGACUCCGGAAUUCCGGAUGUACCAGCGCCAGGUGGUGGCCAACUGCAGGGCUCUGGCUGAGACCUUGAUGGAGCUGGGCUACAAAGUGGUAACAGGUGGUUCUGACAACCAUUUGAUCCUCGUGGAUCUCCGUUCCAAAGGCACGGAUGGUGGCAGGGCCGAGAAGGUACUAGAAGCCUGCUCUAUAGCCUGCAACAAGAACACCUGUCCAGGUGACAAAAGCGCACUGCGGCCCAGCGGACUGCGUCUGGGGACUCCGGCACUGACGUCCCGAGGAUUUUUGGAAAAAGAGUUCCAAAAAGUGGCCCAGUUUAUUCACAGAGGGAUAGAACUGACUCUGCAGAUUCAGGACGACGUUGGUGCCAGAGCCACCCUGAAGGAGUUCAAGGAGAAACUGGCCGGGGACGAGAAGCACCAAAGGGCCAUCAGGGCUCUCAGGGAGGAAGUGGAGAGCUUCGCGGCUCUCUUCCCUCUGCCCGGCCUGCCUGCCUUUUAGAGGAGGUGCCAGCCCCCACCUGCCCGUGGGCACCUGCCUGGCACCCGACUGUCGGGACUGCACAGGGACCGCUCGCUCGAGGACCUGGUGCCCUCGUGGGGAGACAGGAGAGCUGCGCCACACGGGACCAGGCUGGGUCAACUUCAUGCCCUCUGAGGGGGUUUCUUUUGGACUUUCCUCACGUUAUCUCCAGAAAUCAAAAUUUGUUUAAGACCCAUUGUUAGUAAUUCUGGGACAGGUUAUUAAGGAGUUUAAAUUUGAUCCUUUCAGUUCUUCUGGAAAAUUGCAAUUAUUUAGCCUGGGUCCAGGGCAGAUGAGUGGAAAGACCCCAGUAGUUGCACUCGCCCUUCUCUGAGUUCCCGGGCUUCCUCCAGACUCUGCAGUACAGAAACACCCAAGUUCGGAGCUUCUAAAAGCUGCCUCUUCUUAAUGUCUUGUUACGCGGCGGGCUGCUGCAGCACCGACUGAUGACCGUUACAAAUGAGAAGGCGAAUCCUGAAGCUAGGUCCGGACUACCAGUAUGGUGGGGGUUCCUCCGUGGCACUCAGGGUGUCGUGGAAACGGUCUCGUUUGCCCCCCACCCCCGGAGGGUACCAGGGCCCAUCAGGUGUAAGCACCGGCUGAGGAGAGACGGCUUUCCUUCCCUGUGCCAGGUAACCAACUCCCCCCUGUGAUCAGGAGACCAAGCGUCACCUUCCCAGAGAAACUUUAUUUUUCACAGAGCCAAAGUGCAAAACAUAGAUGACCAUUUUUAAUAAGCACAAUCGAAUGUGUAACCACAGAAUGUCUACAAGAAUCAUAAGAGCUUUAAAAAAUACAACCAAUUUUUAUAUUUCAAAAAUAUCGGAACUCAAAUAAAUUAAUUUCUUAAAAAGUA
Felis catus (domestic cat) is the source of this 2643-nucleotide messenger RNA. It is a transcript of the gene SHMT1, whose product is annotated as serine hydroxymethyltransferase 1. Bases 312 to 1766 code for a protein of 484 amino acids. Lineage: Eukaryota; Metazoa; Chordata; Mammalia; Carnivora; Felidae. The record is from RefSeq and is a predicted model, not a curated record. Gene Ontology annotation, molecular function: serine binding; mRNA regulatory element binding translation repressor activity; cobalt ion binding. Gene Ontology annotation, cellular component: cytosol; cytoplasm; nucleus. The transcript is spliced from 12 exons. Gene Ontology annotation, biological process: protein homotetramerization; purine nucleobase biosynthetic process; tetrahydrofolate interconversion.